Molecule: messenger RNA, 423 nt
Organism: Linum trigynum
Lineage: Eukaryota; Viridiplantae; Streptophyta; Magnoliopsida; Malpighiales; Linaceae
Source: the annotation of a GenBank genome assembly
AUGAGAAAGUUGCCAGGCGGCCGAACGGCGAUCCCAGGGUCGCCGAGAUUGUCAUCUUCUCUGGUGAUGAAUCCCCCCAACGACCGCCAUGGCUCCGGCUCGACAAUUCGGCAUCCCGUUGUCGACUCUUCCCUCUUUGUCUCGUCCGCCGGCAGAACCUUCUCUUUCUGGUCCCCCGACAUCAAGCAAUCCACCUGGCGACGAAGCUGGCGACACCCUUCUUUCUUCGGUUUUGACUUCUUAUCUGUGUUCGCCGCUGUACUCAUCGUUGUCUCCAGUCUCCGCGCCUCUCGCGUGAACUGUGACGUCGACAAGUUACCCUGGCGAUGCCUUGCCUCUUCUUCGUUGGCUUCCGUCUGCAACUCCCUCGCCGAUGGCUUCUUCGCCUCACCCUCCGGCGAUGUCUCUCUCGACGGCCAGUAA